AGUUGUGAGAAAAUAGUUGAGCGAACAUCGUUGCCGUCUUUCGUCCUGCAAGUAAUCAAAAUAAAAAAAAAUCAAGCUUUCGGACAAAAAAAAAAACAACAGAAAAGAAUAAAAAGGAAAUUUGCUGAAAUUAAACAUACAUAUUUAACCGUAAUUGGUUUAAAUUUAUAGUGCAGAAGUUUUAAAAUAAGCCAAGAUGCAAAUCUUUGUCAAGACCUUGACUGGCAAGACCAUCACCUUGGAGGUGGAGCCCUCUGAUACCAUCGAAAACGUGAAGGCUAAGAUCCAGGACAAGGAGGGUAUUCCCCCAGAUCAGCAGCGUUUGAUUUUUGCCGGCAAGCAGCUUGAGGACGGGCGCACUUUGUCCGAUUACAACAUCCAGAAGGAGUCGACUCUUCAUUUGGUCCUCCGUCUGCGUGGUGGUAUGCAGAUCUUUGUCAAGACAUUGACUGGCAAGACCAUCACCUUGGAGGUGGAGCCCUCUGAUACCAUCGAGAACGUUAAGGCUAAGAUCCAGGACAAGGAGGGUAUUCCCCCAGAUCAGCAGCGUUUGAUCUUUGCCGGCAAGCAGCUUGAGGAUGGACGCACUUUGUCCGAUUACAACAUCCAGAAGGAGUCGACUCUACAUUUGGUCCUCCGUCUGCGUGGUGGUAUGCAGAUCUUUGUCAAGACAUUGACUGGCAAAACCAUCACCUUGGAGGUGGAGCCCUCUGAUACCAUCGAGAACGUUAAGGCUAAGAUCCAGGACAAGGAGGGUAUUCCCCCAGAUCAGCAGCGUUUGAUCUUUGCCGGCAAGCAGCUUGAGGAUGGACGCACUUUGUCCGAUUACAACAUCCAGAAGGAGUCGACUCUACAUUUGGUCCUCCGUCUGCGUGGUGGUAUGCAGAUCUUUGUCAAGACAUUGACUGGCAAAACCAUCACCUUGGAGGUGGAGCCCUCUGAUACCAUCGAGAACGUGAAGGCUAAGAUCCAGGACAAGGAGGGUAUUCCCCCAGAUCAGCAGCGUUUGAUCUUUGCCGGCAAGCAGCUUGAGGAUGGACGCACUUUGUCCGAUUACAACAUCCAGAAGGAGUCGACUCUACAUUUGGUCCUCCGUCUGCGUGGUGGUAUGCAGAUCUUUGUCAAGACAUUGACUGGCAAAACCAUCACCUUGGAGGUGGAGCCCUCUGAUACUAUCGAGAACGUUAAGGCUAAGAUCCAGGACAAGGAGGAUUCCCCAGAUCAGCAGCGUUUGAUCUUUGCCGGCAAGCAGCUUGAGGAUGGACGCACUUUGUCCGAUUACAACAUCCAGAAGGAGUCGACUCUACAUUUGGUCCUCCGUCUGCGUGGUGGUAUGCAGAUCUUUGUCAAGACAUUGACUGGCAAAACCAUCACCUUGGAGGUGGAGCCCUCUGAUACCAUCGAGAACGUUAAGGCUAAGAUCCAGGACAAGGAGGGUAUUCCCCCAGAUCAGCAGCGUUUGAUCUUUGCCGGCAAGCAGCUUGAGGAUGGACGCACUUUGUCCGAUUACAACAUCCAGAAGGAGUCGACUCUACAUUUGGUCCUCCGUCUGCGUGGUGGUAUGCAGAUCUUUGUCAAGACAUUGACUGGCAAAACCAUCACCUUGGAGGUGGAGCCCUCUGAUACCAUCGAGAACGUUAAGGCUAAGAUCCAGGACAAGGAGGGUAUUCCCCCAGAUCAGCAGCGUUUGAUCUUUGCCGGCAAGCAGCUUGAGGACGGACGCACUUUGUCCGAUUACAACAUCCAGAAGGAGUCGACUCUACAUUUGGUCCUCCGUCUGCGUGGUGGUAUGCAGAUCUUUGUCAAGACCUUGACUGGCAAGACCAUCACCUUGGAGGUGGAGCCCUCUGAUACCAUCGAGAACGUGAAGGCUAAGAUCCAGGACAAGGAGGGUAUUCCCCCAGAUCAGCAGCGUUUGAUCUUUGCCGGCAAGCAGCUUGAGGAUGGACGCACUUUGUCCGAUUACAACAUCCAAAAGGAGUCGACUCUACAUUUGGUCCUCCGUCUGCGAGGUGGUAUGCAGAUCUUUGUCAAGACAUUGACUGGCAAGACCAUCACCUUGGAGGUGGAGCCCUCUGAUACCAUCGAGAACGUUAAGGCUAAGAUCCAGGACAAGGAGGGUAUUCCCCCAGAUCAGCAGCGUUUGAUCUUUGCCGGCAAGCAGCUUGAGGAUGGACGCACUUUGUCCGAUUACAACAUCCAAAAGGAGUCGACUCUACAUUUGGUCCUCCGUCUGCGUGGUGGUAUGCAGAUCUUUGUCAAGACAUUGACUGGCAAGACCAUCACCUUGGAGGUGGAGCCCUCUGAUACCAUCGAGAAUGUUAAGGCUAAGAUCCAGGACAAGGAGGGUAUUCCCCCAGAUCAGCAGCGUUUGAUCUUUGCCGGCAAGCAGCUUGAGGACGGACGCACUUUGUCCGAUUACAACAUCCAAAAGGAGUCGACCUUGCAUUUGGUUUUGCGUCUUCGCGGUGGCGCUUUCUAGAUUUUCUCACAAAAAUAAAUAUGAAUCGAACCAUUAAUCUCUCUCAAUCUUUUUAAAAAUCAUUAAACCAUAACGAAACAAGUAUUCCUCUAUGUAAUAUCUGUGUUAAAUUGGCAAAUGUAUUAAUAUUCAAUAAAAUCUUUAAUUGGUGUGUUCAUAAUA
Messenger RNA from Drosophila willistoni, 2644 nucleotides. RefSeq names its product polyubiquitin-C. Gene Ontology annotation, molecular function: protein tag activity; ubiquitin protein ligase binding. The record is from RefSeq and is a predicted model, not a curated record. Gene Ontology annotation, biological process: protein ubiquitination; modification-dependent protein catabolic process. Lineage: Eukaryota; Metazoa; Arthropoda; Insecta; Diptera; Drosophilidae. Gene Ontology annotation, cellular component: cytoplasm; nucleus.